Rhipicephalus sanguineus (brown dog tick) is the source of this 653-nucleotide messenger RNA. Its product is annotated as protein PBDC1. NCBI's taxonomy places the organism in Eukaryota, Metazoa, Arthropoda, Arachnida, Ixodida, Ixodidae. Gene Ontology annotation, cellular component: cytoplasm. The transcript has a single exon. The record is from RefSeq and is a predicted model, not a curated record. The coding region runs from base 144 to 653 and encodes 169 amino acids.
GUAGGCGCACGUGCUGUUCAUGUGGAUUGUUCACUGCCAGUAGAAGUUCUUGCGAGCCGGCUCAGCGCCGUAUUAACAGGUGCUGUUACAGGUGCUUCCAGUGAAGAGCUGCACCUGUUCCACUUCGAUCGUGAAAUUGAGCGAUGGCGAAGAUCGCGGACGGCGUGGAUCCUGUAGCGGCGCUUGGAGCCGCGCAGUUGCUCACAAGGCCUGCCUCCGAGUUCGGCAAUGAUCCCACGGUCGAGUCCUUGUGGGCGAUCAAAGCUGUGGAACACAUGGAGGUAUAUUUUAACCUAAUCAGUGCCGUCGAUCCCAAAAUCCUGAAAUUGACACCACACGACGAAGACAUCUAUAAGGCAUUCAGGGAGCGCUUCCCGAACUUGGAUGUCAAGCGUCUUGUGGAGUCGGAAAUAAAAAGCGAAGAGUCCAAGAAGGAGUGGAGGGAGUUCUGCAUGAAGUUCGAGAACGUCGUGGAGGACUUCAACUUCGCCACUCUUGUUCGACUGGACAGCGAGCGGGACUACGCGGAGGAAAACACGACGCUCGUCCCGAGGGUCCAGUUCUACGCUAUUGAAAUUGCGCGGAAUAGGGAAGGGUUCAACGACGCCGUCAGAAAAAACUAUCCUCCAAAACCUCGUCCGCAGAAGCAGUGA